AACAGCGCUUUCGAACGGUACACUACACUUCCCAAAUAGAAUUAAAUUAAUUUAAUAAAACAAAUAUUUAACGAAUUCAAAAAAACAAAUCUAAAUGCUUCGCUCUGUUUAAAAGUAAAUAAAUUAAUUAAUUGAGAUAAAUAAUAAUAAAAAAUAUGAUUUUCUUUCUAUAAUAAAAUUUAAUUAAAGUUUCUAAUACGAAUAAUUAAAAACAAGUGAAGUGCACAACGACUAAUUUUUUUUUAGAAUAAUCCAAGUAAAUUAACGAAUUUUUCUGUACGACUUUUAACAUUUUUUUCUUUUUUUUUUUGUAACACUAAAAAAAAGAAAAGUAACAUACAGUUAUAAAAAGAAAUUAUUUAAAUAAUUGAUAAGAAAUUUGAAGUUUAAAUCAAAUUCACGUGUUCAACGAAAAUCCUUUGUGUCUGCUACAAAGGACUAACAAGGACUGUGAAUUAAAAUAGAGAGAGAGAGAAAGAGAAAAAGGUGUCAAAUUAAAUUACUGCAAAGACUUUAACGUAAAGUAAACUAAAUUGAAAAUAGAAAAGUUUUCCACGAAUAAAAGAAAUAUAUAAAAAAAACUUUUUUAAUAAAAUUUCCAGUAAAACAAUAAUAAAACAACUCAAGGAUUUUGCUAAUUCGUCUUUAAAGUAUAUUUAAAAACACCAUUUCUUCUUUACAACAAAAACACACAAUAUUUUAACGAUACACAAAUAUGGUGGCCGGUUUCGAGCAACGUCCUUGGACACCAACUGUUAGACGUGGACAAAUAGCUGCUGAAACUUCCACACCGGGACCAGCAGCAGUAACACUGCCCAGUUUAAUAGGCAACAAAGUAACAGAUUCCCGAAAAAAUGCCGCUCCAUCAUUUUCCUUUGGACAAAAACACCGACAAACCGUUCAGUCGAUAGGAGAGGGGCCUGCCAAAUACAAUGUCACCGGUCUAGGCAAUAAAGGCAAAGAUACACCACCAGCCGCUACUCUACAAAGUCGUCACAAAGAAAUGUCCAAAUUCUCUACACCAGCACCCGGUGAAUAUGACAUACAGAAAGCAGUAAAGGCCAUUAAUCAAUCGACCCCAAAGUAUACAUUUGGACAGAAAUUAGCUUCAGAAAAGUUCAAUACCACGCCAGGUCCAAAUCAUUAUCGAGUUGUUCCACUCGAUAUAAUAAAACCUCGUGCCCCUCAGUAUACGUUUCGUAUUAAAGUUAAAGUUUUUUUAAUUAAUACACCAGCGCCAAAUAGUUAUCGUCCCGAGAGGGUAUCGCUAUCGAAAAGAAAUUCACCGCGUUACUCAUUUGGUAGACGUACAAAAUUAAACUUCGAUAAGGGAACACCAGCACCUGGCUCUUAUAGUCCUGAAAAAGCUAACUUGCACUCAACACCAGCUUUCACCAUGUCUGGCAAAACAUCUCAUGAUGUAGUCGAUUGUACACCUGCUCCAGGUGCAUAUGAACCGGAAAAAUGCCAUUUGGACAAGACAAUAGCCUACACCAUGUCUGGACGCCAUACAAUACACAAAGUUAGUGAUACUCCAGCUCCAGGUGCAUAUGCCCCUGAAAAGUGUCGCUUAGACAAUGCACCAGCAUUUAGCAUUAAGGGUAAAUAUAAUGUGCAAAAAAUCGAUGAAACACCAGCUCCUGGAGCUUAUGCCCCCGAAAAAGCAAAACUUGAUUACACAAUAGCCUAUACCAUGAGUGGACGCCAUGAAGUGCACAAGGCUAGUGAAACACCUGCCCCGGGUGCCUAUUGCCCGGAGAAAGUAAGAUUAGAUCAUACUCCAGCUUACACAAUGGCUGGUAAGCAUCAGAGUAAAGUUAAAAAUGAUAAUCCAGCACCUGGAGCUUAUGCUCCCGAAAACUGUAGAUUAGAUCAUACACCUGCUUAUUCGUUAACCAGCCGCCAUAAUUUGCAAAAGCCUAGUGAAACUCCAGCUCCGGGUGCCUAUAGUCCAGAGAAGGUAAGACUUGAUCAUAAUUUUGCUUAUACGAUGGCAGGCAAACAUGAGCAAAAAAUUACUAGUGUUACACCAGCUCCCGGUGCUUAUGCACCUGAGAAAUGUAAAUUAGAUAAUACACCCGCCUAUUCCUUUGCCGGACGCCAUGAUCUCCAAAAGCCAAGUCAGACACCAGCUCCCGGUGAUUAUGCCCCCGAAAAGUGUAGAUUAGAUGGCACUCCUUCGUAUUCAAUGGGCGGUCGCCAUAAUUUACAAAAACCCAGCGAUACUCCAGCUCCUGGAGCCUAUGCUCCUGAAAAGUGUAGAUUAGAUAGCACUCCUGCGUAUACAAUGGGUGGCAAACAUGAUCCUAAAAUCACAAAUGAUACACCAGCCCCUGGUGCUUAUGCUCCCGAGAAGUGCAGAUUAGAUGGUACCCCAGCAUACUCUAUGGCAGGUCGUCCUAAUGUACAAAAGCCUAAUGAAACACCAGCUCCUGGAGCUUAUGCUCCCGAGAAGUGCAGAUUAGAUGGCACUCCUGCUUAUACAAUGGGUGGUAAAUAUGAUCCUAAGAUCACAAAUAACACACCAGCUCCUGGUGAUUAUGCCCCCGAAAAGUGCAGAUUAGAUGGUACCCCAGCUUACUCUAUGGCUGGUCGUCCUAAUGUACAAAAGCCAAAUGAAAACCCUGCACCUGGAGCUUAUGCUCCCGAGAAGUGCAGAUUAGAUGGCACACCCGCUUAUACAAUGGGUGGUAAACAUGAUCCUAAGAUCACAAAUAACACACCAGCUCCUGGUGAUUAUGCCCCCGAAAAGUGUAGAUUAGAUGGUACACCAGCUUACUCCAUGGCUGGCCGUCCUAAUGUACAAAAGCCGAAUAACAACCCUGCACCUGGGGCUUAUGCUCCCGAAAAUUGCAGAUUAGAUGGCACUCCUGCCUAUACAAUGGGUGGCAAAUAUGAUCCUAAAAACAAAAACGAUAACCCAGCACCCGGAGCAUACGCCCCCGAAAAGUGCAGAUUAGAUGGCACGCCCGCCUACUCCAUGGCUGGUCGCCCGAAUGUACAAAAGCCUAGUGAUACGCCCGCACCUGGAGCUUAUGCCCCUGAAAAGUGCAGAUUGGAUGGAACACCAGCCUAUACCAUGGCUGGCAAACAUGAUCCCAAGAAUAGAAAUGAUAACCCUGCUCCUGGAGCUUAUGCCCCAGAGAAGUGUAGAUUAGAUGGCACUCCCGCUUACACUAUGGCUGGUAAACAUGAUCCCAAAAUACAAAACAAUACUCCAGCUCCUGGUGAUUAUGCUCCCGAAAAGUGCAGAUUAGAUGGUACACCAGCAUACUCCAUGGCUGGUCGCCAUAAUUUACAGAAACCCAGUGAUACUCCAGCUCCUGGAGCUUAUGCUCCCGAAAAACAUCGUUUAGAUAAUACACCAGCCUUUACCAUGGCGGGUAAGCAUCAACCGAAAGUGAAUAAUACAACACCAGCACCUGGUGAUUAUGCUCCCGAAAAGUCCAACUUGGAUCAUACACCCGCUUACACUAUGGCUGGACGUCAUGAUUUAAAGAAACCCAGUGAUACUCCUGCCCCAGGAGCUUAUGCCCCCGAAAAGCAUCGUUUAGAUAAUACUCCCGCCUUUACCAUGGCUGGUAAACAUCAGCCUAAGGUAAACAUCGAUACUCCUGCUCCCGGUGAUUAUGCUCCUGAGAAGUGUAAUUUGGAUCACACACCUGGCUAUACCUUUACGGGACGUCAUGAUUUGAAGAAACCCGAUGAUAGCCCUGCUCCCGGAACUUAUUCUCCCGAAAAACAUCGUUACGAUCAUACGCCCGCCUUCACUAUAGCCGGUAAACCUCUACCUAAAGUGAGUUAUGAUACUCCAGCUCCUGGCGAUUAUGCUCCCGAAAAGCAUAGUUUGGAUCAUGCACCCGGAUAUACAUUCUCGGGUAAACAUGAUCCUAAGAUAGUAAAUGAUACUCCAGCACCAGGAGCUUACAGCCCCGAAAAGCAUCGCUUAGAUCAUACACCCGCCUUUACAAUUGUCGGUCGCCAAGUCGAUAGACUUAUAACUGAAUCUCCAGCACCAGGCUCUUAUAGUCCCGAAAAGUUUAGAAUGGAUCAUACACCAGCCUAUACCAUUACGGGACGCAGCACUGUUCAUCAUGUGGAAAGUACACCAGCACCUGGUGACUAUAAAACAGAGUUGUGCGAUAUUAAAGGCCCUGCCACGCCAGCAUUUUCAUUUGGUUUGAAAUUAAAGCAGGAACAUGUCAGUGAUACACCUGCACCCACUGCCUAUGAACCAGAAAAGCACUCUCUUGAACAUAAAAUAUCGUAUAGCUUUGGCACUAAAACGGAAACCAAAUCGGUUACCGAUUACCCAGCUCCUGGUCAUUAUCAUCCAGAAAACUAUAAUCCCGAUCAUUCGCCAUCUUAUACGUUUGGUGUAAAAACCUUAGCAAUGCCAGCUUUGCCUAGGGGCAGAUAUGUUGAAGAUCGCAUAUUGCAAAGACGUGAGAGACGUUUAGCAAGUCCGGUACGCAAUGUUGUUAUAAUAGAAAAUGGCAACUUGCAGCAGCAAGAACAAGAACAACAACAGCAAAGCACUACUACCACCACAACAACCACAGUUACAGAGGUGCACAACAACACAAAUGGCCAACUACAGCAGCCAAAAUCCACCACUAACAGAUCUAAUGACGACAAUAAUACAGUGACCACCAUUAGAAAACAAACACUUGUAAAUGGCAAAGAUGCAGUAGACACUAUCAACACUAAUCUUGUCAAUAAAUUGGCUAAGCUUAAUAUGAAUGACACUUUAGUAGGAACAACUGGUUCCAAUACCCAGCUAACGCAAAAAGUAGACCAGAUCAAUGGCUUGAAUGGUGAGACUGGCCAAAUGGUCACCACCACCAUGCACACCACCACAAAUGGCUACAAGGAGCAGGGCAAUAAGAAAAUCCUAGCCAAGGGUAGUGCUGAUGUCAAGCAUACAAAUGCUGCCUCGGGUUCUAGUAAUACCAUGCAAACUGCUGAUGGCAGCACAGUGACCACUGUGAAAUCGGCCAAAAGUUCUAGUGUUAAAUAUGCCGUAGAAGCCAGUACCAUACAAGAAGAAAUUAUCAGCUCCUAAUGUCUAUAAAAUUCCCACUGUUUUGGGUAUCAGCAAAGAGGGUACCAUAAGAUCAGCCCCUGCCUUCUCUAUGGCUGGCCGUGAAAAGCCUCGUCCCUUGCCAAGUCUUCUAUUUCCCGGUCCAGGUUUUUAU
Molecule: messenger RNA, 5198 nt
Organism: Calliphora vicina (urban bluebottle blowfly)
Lineage: Eukaryota; Metazoa; Arthropoda; Insecta; Diptera; Calliphoridae
Product: mucin-1
Exons: 12
Coding region: 716-5065 (1449 amino acids)
Cellular component (GO): cytoskeleton
Source: RefSeq, a predicted model, not a curated record